AUGACGAGGCCACGGGCGCUUUCGCUGGCCUCGCUGCUCCUGCAGCUGCUCUGGACGUCGGGGGCCGCCUCCCUGCGCUUCACGCAUCCCGUUUACAACGCCACCAUCUACGAGAACUCUGCCGCCAAGACCUACCUGGAGAGCCACGUCAAGAUGGGCAUCUACGUGAGCGACCCCUCCUGGGAGAUCCGCUACAAAAUCAUCUCCGGGGACAACGACAACCUGUUCAAAGCCGAGGACUACCUCUUGGGAGAUUUUAGCUUUUUGCGCAUCCGCACCAAAGGGGGCAGCACGGCCAUCCUCAACCGGGAGGUCCGAGACCACUACGCGCUGACGGUCAAGGCGACGGAGCGGGGCGGCGACGUCGAAUGUCGCGCCCGGGUCGACGUCCGGGUGCUGGACACCAACGAUUUGAGGCCCCUCUUCUCGCCCACGUCGUACAGCGUCUCGCUGGCCGAAAACACGCCCGUCCGCAGCAGCGUGGCCAAGGUGACGGCCACGGACGCCGACAUCGGCACCAACGGGGAGUACUACUACAGUUUCCGAGAACGGACCGACACGUUCGCCGUGCACCCCACCAGCGGCGUGGUGACGCUCACCGGCCGGCUGGACUAUUCCGAGACGCCGCUUUACGAGCUGGAAAUACUGGCGGAGGACCGCGGCAUGAAGCUGUACGGGAGCAGCGGCUUCAGUAGCACCGCUAAGCUAACGGUGUGGGUGGAGCGGGCGAACGAAAACGCGCCGACCAUCGCCGCCGUCGCUCUCGCGCCCUCCGACGCCGACCCCGACCCCACUUACGCCUUAGUGACGGUGGAAGACGCCGACCCGGGAGCUAACGGGGAAGUGGCAUCUCUCGCCAUCGUCGCCGGCGACCCGCUUCGGCAGUUUAAAGCCGUGAGGACCAACCCCAGAGGCAAGGAGUUUAAAAUCAAAGCGGUGAAGGACGUGGACUGGCAAAGCCAACCUUUCGGAUAUAAUCUGACUCUCCAGGCUAAAGACAACGGCGACCCGGCUCAGUUUUCCUCGGCUAAAUUAGUACACGUCACGUCGCCUCAGUUUAAAACGGCGCCGCCCGUGUUCGAAAACGCCGUCUACAGAGUCAACCUCAGCGAAUUCGCGCCUCUUCACACGCCCGUCGCAAAAGUCCGCGCUCUGCCCGAGCGCCCCCGCCUCGGAUACGCCCUCAACCGCAAAUCGGAUCCGUUCGCCAUCGACCCAGACACCGGUUUGAUCCGCACGACGGCGCCGAUCCGCGCCGGCCGCUACGAGCUGGACGUGACGGCCGACGGCGGGAAAGCCUCGACCAGAGUCGAGGUGGAGGUGGCGGACGUCAACGACAACGCUCCCGAGUUCCAGCAGACAUCGUACCGGGCCGGCGUGGACGAGAACGCGGCCGUCGGGACCGCCGUGUUGACAAUCAGGGCGACGGACGCGGACCGGGGCGAGAACGGCUACGUGACGUACGGCCUCGCCAAUCUCAGCCCGCAGCCGUUCGUCAUCGACUAUUUCACGGGCGUCGUCAGCACUUCGGAGCCGCUGGAUUACGAGCUCAUGCCUCGGAUUUACACUCUCAAAAUCCGGGCCUCGGAUUGGGGCUCCCCCUUCAGGAGAGAGUCGGAAACGCUCGUCACGGUGACUUUAAACAACCUCAACGACAACGACCCGUUGUUUGAAAACGUGGACUGCGACGUCACCGUGCCCAGAGACCACGGCGCGGGCGAGCAGAUCACCACCGUGUCGGCCAUCGACGCCGACGAGCUCCAGCUGGUGCGCUACUACAUCAAAUCCGGGGACGAGCUGGAUCUGUUCGAGCUGAACGCCAACUCGGGCGUGCUUUCUCUCAAGCGUACGCUGAGCGAAGGCGAAGCGGCCAAAACCUCCUUCCACGGCUUGCGCAUCGUGGCGAGCGACGGCGAACGCGAGACCCCGCCCAUGUACAUGAACAUCACGGUCAUCACCGCCCGGACGCCCGUGCAGGUGAAGUGCGCGGAAACGGGCGUGGCCACCAUGCUGGCCGAAAAACUGCUCCAGGGUAGUAAAAUCCACACGCAAACCGAGCAGGACGACCACUUCGCCGACAUCCACUCCGUCAACCGCCACGCGCCGCGCUUCUCCGAGUCCUUCCCGACCGCCGUGGAAGUCCGCGAGGACGUCCCCGUCGGCGGUCGCGUGGCUCAUUUAGCCGCCGAGGACGCCGACGGCGGCUUCAACGGGAAGCUCGCGUACGUCGUCUCGGGCGGAGACGCGGAAGGUCGCUUCGUCGCCGAGAUGGAAACGGGGUGGCUUUUGGUUUACUCGCCUCUGGACAGGGAAUCAAAAGACCGCUACACGCUCAACGUCACUGUGUACGACCUGGGGAUUCCGCAAAAGUCCGCCUCGCGCCUGCUGGACGUGAAGAUUUUGGACGCUAACGACAACAGCCCGCAGUUUUUGCAGGAUUCCUACUCGGUGGAAAUCAGCGAGAGCACGCCGGCGGGGACGGAGAUCAUCCAGGUGGACGCCACGGAUAAAGAUCAGGACGAGAACGGCGUGGUGAGGUACUCCAUUCUGGGCGGGACCGAUCAUUUCGCCAUCCAUCCCGAGACGGGGGUGGUGACGGUCACCGAGCCGCUGGAUCGCGAGCGGCAUCCGGUCUACGACUUAAAGAUCGCGGCUCGAGACCGGGCGGAGAACGAGCCUCAACUGGUGUCGGUCGCGCCGCUCCGGAUCACCCUGGAGGACGUGAACGACAACCCUCCCAAAUUCGUCCCCCCGAAUUACCGCGUCAAGGUGAGGGAGGACCUCCCCGUCGGCACGGUGGUCAUGUGGCUGGAGGCCCACGACCCCGACGUGGGCUCCUCCGGUCAGAUCCGCUACAGCCUGACGGACAGCGGGGACGGAACCUUCGAGGUGGACAAGCCGAGCGGCGCCGUGCGGAUCGUGCGGAGCCUGGACUACGAGACCAGGCAGGUGUACAACCUGACGGCCAAAGCCAAGGACAAAGGCAAGCCCAUGUCCUUGUCGUCCACUUGCUUCGUGGAAGUGGACGUCGUGGACGUCAACGAGAACCUCCACCGGCCUAUGUUCCGCUCCUUUGUGGAGAAGGGAUUUAUCGAGGAGGACGCCGCCGCGGGCACUUCCGUGAUGACGGUCACGGCGGAGGACGAGGACAAAGGCAGAGACGGAGAGAUCCGAUACUCCGUCCGGGACGGUUCCGGCCUGGGGGUCUUCAGCAUCGAGGAGGAAACCGGUAUCAUCCGGACGCAAGAACUGCUGGACCACGAGACCACGCCCCACUACUGGCUGACCAUCUACGCCAUGGACCGAGGCGUGGUCCCCCUUUCCGCCUUGGUGGAGGUCUACAUCCAAGUGCAGGACGUCAACGACAACGCGCCGCAAGCGUCGGAAGCCGUCUACUACCCCUCGGUGAUGGAGAACUCGCCCAGGGACGUGUCCAUCAUCCAGAUCGACGCGGUGGACCCAGACACUAAAUCCGGCGACAAGCUCAACUAUCGGAUCACCAGCGGAAAUCCGCAGGGAUUCUUCGCCAUUAAUCCCAAGACGGGCCUGCUAACAACGACGUCAAGGAAGUUGGACAGGGAGCAACAGGACGAGCACAUUCUUGAGGUCACCAUCACCGAUCACGGCGUUCCGGCCAAAUCCACCACGGUGCGCGUCAUCGUGCGCGUGCUGGACGAGAACGACAACCGUCCGCUCUUCCUGGAGAAGAUCUACAAGAUCAAACUCCCCGAACGGGAACGGAACCCCGAGAAAGAGCGGGCCGCCGCCCGCCGGGACCCAGUCUACCGGGUCAUCGCCUCCGACCGCGACAGCGGCGCCAACGCCGAGAUCUCCUACAGCAUCGAGGAGGGCGACGAGCACGGCAAGUUCUUCAUCGAACCCAAGACUGGGGCCGUGUCGUCCAAGAAGUUCUCGGCGGCGGGGGAGUACGACAUCCUCACGAUCAAAGCGGUGGACAACGGUCGGCCACAGAAGUCUUCCACCUGCCGCCUCCACUUGGAGUGGAUCCCCAAGCCGGGGGUGCCGGAGGACGCCGCCCCGCUGCUUUUCGAGGAGUCGCCCUUCUCCUUUUCGGUGAUGGAGAGCGACCCCGUGGCGCACAUGGUGGGCGUGGUUGCCACAGAGUCGUCCGACGUGCCAGUCUGGUUCCAGAUCUCAGGAGGCAUAGAGGACACUGAGACGUUUUACGUCCUUCAGAUGGCUUGCGACCACAACUGUACAGCAGAAGGCGGAAACUACGACAGCCGCUUCGACGUGGGCAAAGCUAGCGGAACCCUCAUCGUGGCCAGGCCGUUGGACGCCGAACAAAAGUCCAACUACAACCUGACGGUGGAGGCCACGGACGGGACCAGGACGGUCAGCACUCAGGUUCUGAUCCGAGUCAUCGACACCAACAACCAUCGUCCGGAAUUCUCCCGCGCCAAGUAUGAAGUGAGCGUCCCCGAGGACGUUCCGGCGGGAAGCGAGGUUCUGCGCGUGGACGCCACGGACCAGGACGAGAAAAACAAGCUGACCUUCACGCUUCUGAGCAGCACCGACCCCUUCAGCCUCAAAAAGUUCAAACUGGACCCCGGGACGGGGACGCUAUACACCGCCGAACCGCUGGAUCACGAGACCGUGCGAAGUCACGUUCUCACCGUUAUGGUCCGCGACCAGGACAUCCCAGUGAAACGCAACCUGGUGCGCGUGGUGGUCAACGUGGAGGACGCCAACGACAACGCGCCUUGGUUCGUGGGCACGCCCUACUCUGGCCGCGUCUUUGAGACGGCCGCCGCGGGCUCGGCCGUGUUGCAGGUCACCGCGCUGGACAAAGACACGGGACGCAACGCCGAAAUCGUCUACAGCAUCGAGUCAGGAAACGUGGCAAACUCCUUCGCCGUGGAUCCCGUCCUGGGCACCGUCACGGUGGCCAAAGAACUCAGCCACAGCGGUAAAACCAGCUUCGAACUCACCGUCAAGGCGACAGACCGCGGAGCCAAGCCUUUAUCCGCCACCGCCGCCAUCCACAUCGACGUCACCGUCUCGGACAACGCCGCCCCCAGAUUCCCGGAGAAAGAAUUCUCCGCCGACAUCAGCGAGUCGGCCGCACCCGGUAGCUUCGUAAGCUCGGUGGCGGCCAUCAGCCAGUCGUCUGUUUUCUACCAAAUCAAAAGCGGGAACGCGGACGGCGCCUUUGACAUCAACCCCAACUCGGGCGUGGUGGUCACCCGGAAGGAACUGGACUACGAGACCACCCCCCAAUACAAGCUGGUCGUCCAGGGGACCAACAUGGCGGGGCUGUCCAGCAACGCCACUCUGGCGGUCCACCUGAAGGACGAGAACGACAACGCCCCCGUUUUCGUACGACGGGAGUUCCGCGGCCUGGUCAGCGAGUCGGCCCCGGUCGGCAGCGUGGUUCUCACCCGGGAAAACGCGCCGUUCGUCAUCCGCGCGACUGACGCCGACAGCGAGCGCAACGCCAUGCUGGCGUAUCAGAUCGCGGAGCCCUUCGCCCUCAACUACUUCGCCGUGGACUCGGCCACCGGCGCCGUCAGGAUCACGGCCGCCUUGGACCACGAGCGGAGGAGCGUUUACCGCUUCACGGUGCAGGUCCACGACCUCGGCGCGCCUCGGCUGUUCGCGGAGACUGCGGCCAACGUGACGGUGGAGGUCGUCGACGUCAACGACUGCCCGCCGGUCUUCGGCCGGGACGUCUACGAGGCCGUCGUGGCGCUGCCGACGUACAGAGGAGUGGAAGUGGUCAAAGUCGACGCCGCCGACCCGGACACUGGACCCGACGCCAAGCUUCUGUUUUCCAUCUCCGAGGGCAACAUCGGCGUCAAGUUCAAGAUGGACGCGAACACUGGCGUGCUGUCCAUCCAGAACGUCACCCAGCUGAGAAGCAGGUACGAGCUAAAAGUCCGAGUUUCCGACGGGAGGUUCGCCAGCGUCGCCGCCGUCAAGAUCCACUUGAAAGAGAACAAGGACGGCAAGGUCGAGUUCACCAGAGAGUCCUACCGAGCUUCCGUCUUGGAGAACCUAACCGAGAAGAAGACGCUGGAAGUCAUCGCCGCCGUAGGAAACCAAGUCAACGAGCCGUUGUUCUACAAAAUCCUCAAUCCCGACAAACAUUUUGAAAUCGGACGAACAUCGGGGGUGGUUUCCACCACCGGAGUAGCGUUCGAUCGCGAGGCCCGGGACACCUUUGACGUGGUGGUGGAGGUCACCAAGGAGGACCCGUCCGAAGAGCCCGCCCACGUUCUUUUGACGGUGAUGGUGGAGGACAUCAAUGACAACGCGCCCGUCUUUUUGCACCUCCCCUACCAAGCCCUGGUCCAGAUGGACGCGGAAGAAGGCCAGGUGGUCCGACAGGUCACGGCGGUGGACAAGGACCGAGGUCCCAAUGCCCAAAUCCAUUACAGUUUGAAGGAACCUCAGGAGCAUUUUGACAUCAACCCCUCCGGCGAAAUCACCCUUAAAAAGCCGUUUGAGGUAGAAUCCCUCGACGGCAAUUUCGCGGUGGUGGUGGUCGCGACGGACGGCGGUCAUCCGGCGCUGUCGGCGGAAGCCCAAGUCCCGAUUACCGUGGUGAACCAAGCCGUCCCCGUUUUUGAAAAAGCCUUCUAUAGCAUCGAAAUCCCCGAGAACAUCCAAGUCCACGCGCCGGUUCUCCACGUUCAAGCCAGCGAUUCCGAAGGCCCCCGAAUCGUUUACACGCUAACCGAAGGAGACCCUUUCAAGCAGUUCUCCGUCGACUUCAACACCGGCGUCCUUCACGUAGCUCGUCCCCUGGACUUUGAGACGCACCCGGCGUAUAGAUUAAUCGUGCGCGCCACCGACUCCCUGACAGGGGCGCACUCGGACGUUUUUGUGGAUAUCAUCCUGGUAGACGUCAACGACAACCCGCCGCUGUUCCUCUCCGAGUCGUACCGCGGCAACAUCUCCGAGGCGUCCGCCGUCGGUACUUCUGUCCUGCGGGUGGACGCCAAAGAUUUCGACACGGGACGCAAUCAGGAAAUCUUCUACCAGUUGGUAGAGAAGAAGGGGAGAAGUUCGGAUUACUUCGCGAUCGACCGCGACACGGGAAUCAUCUCGACAGCCCGGCCGCUGGAUCACGAGGAGAUCCGGCAGCACCGACUGAGCGUCCGCGCCGUAGACGGGGGUGUCCCAGCCCUCUCUGGCGAAGUGGCGGUGACAGUGGACGUCACUGAUCUGAACGAUAACGCGCCAAUGUUUGUGGAGCGAGUCUACAAAGCGACCGUUAGCGAGUUAGCUUCUCGCGGACACUUUGUCACCCAAGUCCAGGCUUCGGACGCGGACAGUUCCGACUCGGGAAAGCUGGAGUUCGCCAUCGUCUACGGGAACGAGGACCAGAGUUUCGCCAUCGACAAGCGGACCGGCGCGGUCGUCAUUUCCAACCACCGCCGGCCACAAAUGCGACCGAUCUACCACCUCAACGUGUCCGUUUCGGACGGCGUUUAUCGGAGCUCCGCCCUCGUGGAAGUCACCGUCGUAGGCGCCAACUUCCAUAACCCUGCAUUUUCCCAAGCGGAAUACGUCGUGGAACUCGUGGAAAACUCCCCCGUCGGAACGUUGGUCGCCGAAGCCAAAGCCGCGGAUGACGACGAAGGCGUUUACGGACAAAUCGCGUACCGCGUCGUCAACGACGUCGCCAAGGACAAGUUCGCCGUUGACGAAAACGGCAGCGUCUUCACCUCGGAGGUGCUGGACCGCGACGGCGGCGGCGAAAAAGUCAUCCCCGUCUUCCUGGAGGCCCGGGACGGCGGCGGCAAGGUGGGCUUCUGCACGGUGAACGUGGUCCUCACCGACGUCAACGACAACGCGCCGCAGUUCAGGGCGGCCGAGUACAAAGUCACCGUAGCUUCGGACGCCCCCCGGGGAACGUCGGUGGUGAAGAUCGCCGCCUCCGACGUGGACGAGGGAAGCAACGCCGACGUGGAGUACUCGGUGGAAGCCGAGGCGGAGAACGUGGCGGAGAACUUUGAAAUCCACCCGACGUCCGGGGUGGUCGUGACCAAAGAGAGCCUCGUCGGACUGGAGGGCGAGCUCUACGCCUUUUUCGUCCGAGCAGAGGACACCGGGAACCCGCCCAAAAGUUCCGCGGUUCAAGUUUACAUCCGGAUCGUGGCGCCCGAGACUCCCGUCCCCAAGUUCGGCGAGGCUCAUUACCGCUACGCGCUGGCGGAAGACCUACCCAUCGGCACGGAGAUCGACGUGAUCCGCGCCGAGAGCGAGCGACCGGUGUCUUACGCUCUGGUGAACGGAAACACCCCGGAGAGCAACCGGAAUCAAGUCUUCGUGGUGGACCCGGACACCGGCGCCCUGAAGCUUCAGAAGAGCCUGGACCACGAGACCACCAAGUGGUACCAGCUCACUCUGCGGGCGGAAACCCGGCACGACGGCUACGACGUCGUGGCGUCCGUCGACAUCAACGUCCAGGUCAAAGACCUGAACGACAACGACCCCGUAUUUGAGUCUGACCCGUACCGGGCGGUGGUGGCGGAGAACCUCCCGGGCGGGACGCAGGUGGUUCAAGUCAAAGCCUCCGACCUGGACUCGGGCAGCGACGGCCACGUCCUGUACAGCCUGGACGCCGAGCUCAACUCGCGGGAAGUCGCCGAGCUGUUUGCCGUCAACGCCGAAAGCGGAUGGUUGACCACGCUGAAGGAACUGGACCGCGAAAAGCGUGGCGAAUACAGCGUGGCCGUCCUGGCCAGCGAUCAGGGCGACAAAGUCCGGCGCUCCGCCGCCACGCGGGUGGAGGUGACGGUGGCCGACGUCAACGACAACCCGCCGCGCUUCACGGCGGAGGUCUACAAGGGGACGGUCAGCGAGGACGACCCUCCGCCCAGCGGGGUCAUCGCCAUCCUCAGCACCACCGACCAGGACUCGGAGGACAUCAACAGACAAGUCAGCUACUUCAUUACUGGGGGUGACCCACUGGGACAGUUUGCCAUCGAGCACGUUCAGAACGAAUGGAAAGUGUUAGUCCGGAAGCCUUUGGACCGCGAGAGCGCCGACUAUUACCUCCUCAACAUCACGGCCAGCGACGGCAUCUUCACGGCUAAAGCCGUAGUGGAAGUCAAAGUUCUGGACGCUAACGACAACAGCCCUGUAUGCGACAAGUCUCUCUAUAGCGAGAGCGUCCCCGAGAACUCGCCGGCCAAUCGCCUCAUCUUGCAAGUGUCGGCCACCGACGCGGACAUCCGAUCCAACGCGGAAAUCUCCUACGAGCUCCACGGAGCGGGAUCGGAACUCUUUCUCAUCGACUCCGAGACCGGCGAACUGAAGACCCUGAAACCGUUGGACCGCGAAGAGCGCGACGAGCACCGCUUCAAAGUGCGAGCGGUCGACGGGGGCGGUCGUUUCUGCGAGGCCGACGUGCACCUGGCGGUGCGCGACGUCAACGACAACGCCCCCGAGUUCGCCGCCGACCCGUACGCCUUCACCGUCUUCGAGAACACCCGGACAGGAACUUUCCUGGCCAAGCUGCAGGCUGAAGACGCCGAUACCGGGUCAAACGGAGAAGUGGCAUAUUCGCUGACCGAUUCUGCCGACGGCUGGUUCGCCGUAGACGAGCAUAGCGGCAUCAUCAGCUUGGCCCGGCCGCUGGACCGCGAGGCGCGCGCCAUGUACGAGCUGGAGGCCCGCGCCGCCGACCGCGGCCAGCCCCGCCUGUGGGCCGCCUGCCGCGUGCUGAUCUCCGUGCUAGACAUUAACGACAACCUGCCCGUGUUCGAGCGGCGAGAGUACGCCGCCGCCGUGCCCGAGGACGCGGCCGUCGGCGGGCAGGUGCUGCGCGUGCAGGCGGCGAGCCGGGACCUGGACGCCAACGGAGAGAUUCGAUACAGCAUCGUCAGCGGGAACGAGCACGGAGCGUUCAGCGUGGAUCCCGGCACGGGCGACAUCUUUGUGAUCACGCCGCUAGACUACGAGACGUCUCCCGAGUACUACAUUACGGUGGAGGCCACGGACGGGGGCUCGCCGCCCCUCAGCGACAUGGCCACCGUCAACAUCAACGUGACGGACGUCAACGACAACGCGCCCGUCUUCAGCCAGCGCGUCUACACCGCCGUCGUGGGCGAAGACGCCGAGCUGGGGAGGACCGUCUUGACGGCGAUGGCGGAGGACGCGGACGGGCCGUCGUACAGCCGCGUACGAUACGCCAUCGUGGACGGCAACGGAGAGACCCCCUUCAUCAUCGACCCGCUGCGGGGGCAGCUCAAAGUGGCUCGCCAGUUGGACCGGGAGCAGACGUCGGGAUACACGCUGACGGUGCUGGCCGUGGACAACGGCACGCCGCCGCUGUCCGGCAGCGCCGUGAUCAACGUGGACAUUUCCGACGUCAACGACAACCCGCCCCUCUUCUCCCAGGCCAACUACAGCCUCAUCGUACAGGAGAACCGAGCAGAAGGCACAGCCGUCCUUCAGCUGCAAGUGUCCGACCGGGACGCCUCCCACAACGGGCCACCCUUCGCCUUCUCCAUCGCCGACGGUGACGCGGGCGCCGCUUUCCGUAUUGACCCGAGCGGCGCGCUGCUGGUGGCGGCGCCGCUGAGGAAGAGAGACAAGGAACGCUACCUGCUUCAAGUUCAGGUGUCGGACAGCGGCGACCCGCCCCUGCGGUCCAGCGCCUUCGUGGACGUGCGCGUGAUCGAGGAGAGCGUGUACCCGCCGGCCGUCCUCCCGCUAGACAUUUUCGUGUCGACGGCGGGCGAGGAGUACGCGGGCGGCGUCCUGGGCAAGAUCCACGCCACCGACCAGGACGUGUACGACACGCUGCGCUACGGCCUGGCGCCCCCGUCGUCCUCGCCGCCCUCCUUCUCGGUGUCGGCGUCGGACGGGAAAGUGAUCGCCCUGCGGCCGCUGGACGCCGGCCACUACGCGCUCAACGUGACGGUGACGGACGGGCGCUUCUGGGCGACGGCCGACGUCAACGUGCACGUGCGGCGGGCCGCUCGCCGGGCGCUGGACAACUCGGUGACCGUGCGCUUCGCCGGCACGGCGCCCGAGGAGUUCGUCGGCGACCACUGGCGCAACUUCCAGAGGGCGCUGAGGAACAUCGCCGGCGUACGCCGGAGCGACGUGCAGCUGGUCAGCCUGCAGCCGUCGGCCGAGCGCGCCGGCGACCUGGACGUCCUGCUGGCGUUGGAGAGAUCCGGGAGUCCGUACCAGUCUCAGGAGGUUGUUUUCCGCAAGCUGAACUCGUCAGCGAGCGUGAUGGAAGAAAUGACGGGGGUGCGCAUCGUGCGCGUGUUCCAGAAGCUCUGCGCGGGCAUGGACUGCCCGUUGCGCUUCUGCGACGAGGAGGUGACGCUGGACCGCGCCGCCAUGUCCACCUACAGCACGGCGCGCCUCAGCUUCGUCACGCCUCGCCACCGCCGCGUCGCCACCUGCCAGUGCCGAGGCGGCGAGUGUCCCGCGCUGAACAACGCCUGCGAUAACAGCCCCUGUCCGGAGGGCUUGGACUGCGUGGCCGACGAGCGCGUGGACGCCAAGUAUACCUGUGUCUGCCCUCAAGGACAUAAAAACAAAUGUUCGGACGGGCACUCGUUGACGUUCAGCGGCAGCGGCUACGUCAAGUACCACCUGAUGGAGAACGAUAACAAGGAGCAGAUGAAGCUGUCCCUCAGCCUGCGCACCUUCUCCGCACACGCCACCGUCAUGUUCGCCAAGGGCACCGACUACAGCAUCCUGGAGAUCGUGAACGGUCGACUGCAGUACCGAUUCGACUGCGGCAGCGGCCCCGGCCUGGUGUCCGUCCACAGCGCCGCAGUGAACGAUGGCGAGUGGCACUCGGUCUCCCUGGAGGUGGAAGGCAACUACGCCAAGCUGGUGGUGGACCGCGUGCACGCCGCUUCUGGGAAGGCGCCUGGCACCUUGCGUACCCUCAACCUGGACGACAGCAUCUACUUCGGCGGCCACGUUCGCCAGCGCGCCGCCCCGGCCGCUCGCCUGGGGCGCAACCUGCCCGUGGCCGACGGCUUCCGCGGCUGCAUGGAAGCCAUCGCGCUCAACGGUCAGGAUCUGCCGCUGAACACCAAGGCGCGGCGGGCGCACGCCGUCAUGGAGGCGCUGGAAGACGUGGCGCCCGGCUGCGCGCUUUCCCCGCCGGAGAGCUGCUCCAGCAAUCCCUGCAGUAACGGCGGGGUGUGCAACCCCAGGCCUAAUGGAGGCUACUUCUGCAAGUGUCCCGCCUCUUUCAUGGGCACCCACUGCGAGUUGAGCCCCUGCGACUCCAACCCCUGCCUGUACGGGGGCACCUGCGUACCCCGGGGGGACGACUUCUACUGCCAGUGCAGAGGACAAUACUCGGGACUGAGGUGUCAGCUGGGUUCAUUUUGCACGGACAACCCUUGUAAAAACAAUGGCAAGUGUAUCGAUAGUCUGGACGGGCCGGUGUGCGAGUGUGAAGCUGGUUUCCAGGGAGACAGGUGCACGAGCGACGUGGACGAGUGCUCCCGGAACCCGUGCGGCAACGGCGGGCGCUGCCACAACACGCACGGCUCGUACGAGUGCGACUGCUCGGCGGGCUUCGGCGGCCCCGCCUGCGACGACGUCCGCAACGACAUGGUGUCCACCUCGUGGAACAUCGGGCCGGAGGAGGCGGUGGGCAUCGUGGUCUUCGUCUCCAGCAUCUUCAUCCUGGUGCUCUUCUUCGUCCUCCUGCGCAAGAAGGCGUGCCGCGGGAAAUCCAAGGCGAAGGACGGCGACGGGCGCGCCGGCGCUUCGGCCGCGCCGCACUCCUUCCUGCAGAGGCCCUACUUUGACGCCAAGUUCAACAAGAACGUCUACUCGGACAUCCCGCCGCAGGUGCCCGUGAGGCCCAUCUCGUACACGCCCAGCAUUCCCAGCGACUCGCGCAACAACCUUGACCGCAACUCCUUCGAGGGCUCGGCCAUACCGGAGCACCCCGAGUUCAGCACCUUCAAUCCGGACGCCGUGCACGGACACCGCAAGACGGUGGCCGUGUGCAGCGUGGCGCCCAACCUGCCGCCGCCCCCGCCUUCCAACUCGGUGUCGGACAGCGACUCCAUCCAGAAGCCAAGCUGGGAUUACGACUACGACGCCAAAGUGGUGGACUUGGACUGCGUGACCAAGAAACCCGUAGAGGAGAGCGCGUGUCACCCUUUCAACACCAGGGGGAGCAUGUCGGAAGUCCAGUCGCUCAGCUCCUUCCAGUCCGAGUCGUGCGACGACAACGCCUCCAUCGUGACUGUCAUCCACUUUGUCAACUCUGUGCUUGACACAGUGGAAAGAGAAGAGUCUUUUUUGGCUCGUGAGCGCAGGAACACAAGAGGAUACCACUGGGACACGUCCGACUGGAUGCCGAGCGUCCAGCUGCCGGGAAUCAAGGAGUUCCCGCAGUACGAGCUGGCGGACUCGCCGCCCGCCACCCUGUACAGCGACCCGAGCGCCAUGGACACCGACUACUACCCGGGCGGCUACGACAUCGAGAGCGACUUCCCGCCGCCGCCCGACGACUUCCCGUCCGGCGACGAGCUGCCGCCGCCGCCCCCGCCCGAGUACGGCGACACCUUGCGGUCCUCCGUAACCCCGCGCCGUCCCGCCCUGCCGGAACUCUACGCCCUGGGGCGCUUCACGGCCCCCCGGGGCGAGGGGCGCGGCGCCCCGCCGUCCUCGGCGGCGGCCACCGCCGGCUUCCCUCCCGGCGGGGACUUUGACGACGUGUCGCUGUCGUUGUACGCGUCUACCGCCUCCUGCUCGGACAUGUCGGCGUGCUGCGAGGAGUCCGAGGCUAUGAUCAGCGACUACGAGAGCGGCGACGACGGCCAUUUUGAGCGGCUGGCCAUCCCGCCGCUGGGCUCCCAGCAGCACACUGAAGUCUGA
Messenger RNA from Nerophis lumbriciformis (worm pipefish), 13851 nucleotides. The record is from RefSeq and is a predicted model, not a curated record. NCBI's taxonomy places the organism in Eukaryota, Metazoa, Chordata, Actinopteri, Syngnathiformes, Syngnathidae.